AUGGGGGGCGUGGUGUCGAGAGAGGCAGACGAUGGCGAGCUCGUCGUGAAUAGCAUCGAGCUGGAUGAGGAGAUGCGAAAGAAGUGGAGAAGGAGUAGGAGGAGACGUCCGCCAUAUUUGGGGGCCCAUCACAUCGCCACUGCAACGCCGCCGGGCAUCGCGCUUCAAAAAUGCUCUCUUAAAGUGCACAAAAAUUAUUUCAAAUCAUGUGCGGACAUUAUUGCCGUUGAAUUUCAGAGAGAGGUGAUUUCAAUUCACAUCGGACAAGCCGGAGUCCAAAUCGGAAACGCCUGCUGGGAGCUCUACUGUCUCGAGCAUGGUAUCCAACCCGACGGUCAGAUGCCGUCGGACAAGUCGCUCGGCGGUUCCGACGACUCGUUCUCGACAUUCUUCUCGGAGACUGGAAGCGGCCGACAUGUGCCGCGCGCGAUAAUGGUCGAUCUCGAGCCGACGGUUAUUGACGAGAUUCGUACCGGCACCUAUCGAUCGUUGUUCCAUCCGGAGCAGCUCAUCACCGGCAAAGAGGACGCCGCCAACAAUUAUGCUCGCGGGCAUUAUACCAUCGGAAAGGAGAUUAUCGAUUUGACGCUGGACCGCAUCCGACGACUCGCUGACAAUUGUUCGGGCCUUCAAGGGUUCCUCGUGUUCCACUCGUUCGGAGGCGGCACUGGUUCCGGAUUCACUUCACUUCUCAUGGAACGCCUAUCGGUCGACUACGGCAAGAAGGCGAAGCUUGAGUUCUCGAUCUAUCCGGCGCCGCAAGUCUCGACCGCUGUCGUUGAGCCAUACAACUCGAUUCUGACGACCCAUACCACGCUGGAGCACUCGGAUUGCUCAUUUAUGGUCGAUAACGAGGCUAUCUAUGACAUUUGCCGACGCAAUUUGGAUAUUGAGAGACCGAGCUACACGAAUCUCAAUCGACUCAUCGGACAAAUCGUCUCGUCGAUCACCGCUUCUCUUCGAUUCGAUGGUGCCCUCAACGUGGAUCUCACCGAAUUCCAGACCAACUUGGUCCCGUACCCCAGAAUUCAUUUCCCAUUGGCGACAUUCUCGCCGGUCAUCUCCGCCGAGAAGGCCUAUCACGAGCAGUUGUCGGUUGCCGAGAUCACCAACAUGUGCUUCGAGCCGCACAAUCAAAUGGUGAAAUGCGAUCCGCGCCAUGGAAAAUACAUGGCGGUUUGCCUAUUGUUCCGUGGCGACGUUGUCCCGAAGGAUGUGAACGCCGCGAUUGCCACGAUCAAGACGAAGAGAAGCAUUCAAUUCGUCGAUUGGUGUCCGACCGGAUUCAAGGUUGGAAUCAACUACCAGCCGCCAACCGUGGUGCCGGGAGGAGAUUUGGCGAAGGUGCCGCGAGCCGUCUGCAUGCUUUCCAAUACCACCGCGAUCGCUGAGGCCUGGGCCCGACUUGAUCACAAAUUCGAUCUUAUGUAUGCCAAGAGAGCGUUUGUUCACUGGUAUGUCGGAGAAGGAAUGGAGGAAGGCGAGUUCAGCGAAGCUCGUGAGGAUCUUGCUGCCCUUGAGAAGGAUUAUGAGGAGGUUGGCGUUGACAGCCUCGAAGAUAAUGGAGAGGAAGGCGAUGAAUAUUAG
Messenger RNA from Caenorhabditis bovis, 1587 nucleotides. Lineage: Eukaryota; Metazoa; Nematoda; Chromadorea; Rhabditida; Rhabditidae. The record is from the annotation of a GenBank genome assembly.